AGAGAUUCGUUCCACUCGCAUGAUCUGGUCUGGUGUGUGUGUGUGUGUGUGGUGUGUGUGUUAGAGGCAAAGAAAGCCACUACUGAAAGUGACAAGCAUGUCCACCUCCAGGGUAACCCUGCACUCAAAACUAACUGCUGUGUCCAGCAAACCCGGGUCGGGUAAGACCCAUACCCUAUCCGCGUUGGACCAUGCCAUGGGUUUCCACACUGUCCACAUCAUAUUCUACUACAAGAACGACGACAACUUGUUUGGAUCGUUUGAUAUUGAUCCGUUGAGGGAGUCAUUGUCCGAGGUUCUUACUAUGUACCCGACAAUGACGGGUCGGUUGGCCCGAGGAAUGGAUGGUAACUGGCAAGUUCGGUGCAGUGAUGCGGGUGUUCGGGUCUUAAAGGCCAAAGUGGAUACCACACUCGAUGAAUGGCUCUCAUCUGGAUCCCAAGAGUCACAUUUAAUUGCUUGGGAUGAUAUGCCAGAUGAUCCUAGCCAAUGGUCCCCCUUUCGAAUUCAGAUAAACAGCUUCCGAGAAGGAGGUGUUGCAAUAGGACUAAGUUGUAGUCACAUGCUUGCUGAUCUAACUUGCGCAGCAUCAUUCCUUAAAUCAUGGACUGAAGCACACCGACGCUUGCCCAUUACCAACCCUCCUUUCUUCAGUUCACUUCGAAACGCAGAUGCUACGUCUCUCACUCGCUAUGCAACAAUUCCAUCCACAAAGACACAAACAUCUCCUUCAAGAAACAUGGCCACGGCCACUUUCAAGUUUUCAAGUUCAAGCAUCGAGCUGUGUCUCUCAAAAGUCCAUGAUGAAUGCCCCAAUGCUACCCCAUUUGAUUUCCUUUCGGCUCUGUUUUGGACUCGUAUUGCUCGCUUGAAGCUUCCAAAAAACCAUGACCAAACUCAUUCUCUAUCGAUCUGCACCGACUUUAGGAGGCUCCUGAAAGAACCCCUCCCAAUUGGGUAUUUCGGAAAUGCUGUGCAUUUUUCAAAGCUUUCACUGAAAGUGAAAGACACUGACAGUGAACGAUUAGGAAGCAUAGCUAGUCAAGUGCAUAGGCACUUGGAAGGGGUUGCAGAGGAAGAAAUCUGGUGUGCCAUAGAAUGGUUUGAGUCGCAAAAGGAAUCAGAGGGAGGGAAGUUCAAAUCACCUACUUGCAUGUAUGGGCCUGAGUUAACUUGUGUUUGCAUGGAGCACAUGAUAAUUUCGUCAGAAGAAGCAGAUCAACCGUUGCUAUAUGCUGCAAUGUUUAGCAAAAAUGAGAAGCCAGCUCAUGUUUCAUGUCACGUGGGGAAUAUGAAUGGUGAAGGUUUAAUCAUGGUGAUGCCUUCCUUAGAAGGAGGGCUUGCAAGAACGGUGAUGGUGAUGCUGCCAGAGGAAGAACUCCCUCAACUAUGCAACGAUCAAGUUAUAUCGCAGCUGGAGCCUACAAUGCUUCUUACUGGUUGUGUGUUAGACCAUUGAUUUUCCUUUGGCUUAAAUAAUCCACAGGGAAGUUAUUUUUUAAUUUAUAUGUGUGUGUGCGUGUGCAGGGAAGUUAUUUUUUAAUGUGUGUGUGUGUUGAAUUAACCCAGAGAUUUGAUGGUGAUUGUACCUAGACUUCUGGGAGGUGAUAAGGAGAGAAGAAUAAAGCUUCAGUUGAGUAUAUGUUUAUAUUCCGAGGGGGAGCCUGUUUGUGUAAUGUAAAAUUUCGUUCAUAUUAUUAAGCUGCCAAAUAAGACAAGUAUUCAUAAUUUCACCUCUCUCCAGAGA
Messenger RNA from Gastrolobium bilobum, 1747 nucleotides. RefSeq names its product hydroxycinnamoyltransferase-like. The record is from RefSeq and is a predicted model, not a curated record. Gene Ontology annotation, molecular function: acyltransferase activity, transferring groups other than amino-acyl groups. The coding region runs from base 98 to 1459 and encodes 453 amino acids. NCBI's taxonomy places the organism in Eukaryota, Viridiplantae, Streptophyta, Magnoliopsida, Fabales, Fabaceae. The transcript is spliced from 2 exons.